Molecule: messenger RNA, 624 nt
Organism: Henningerozyma blattae CBS 6284
Lineage: Eukaryota; Fungi; Ascomycota; Saccharomycetes; Saccharomycetales; Saccharomycetaceae
Gene: ADE8
Product: phosphoribosylglycinamide formyltransferase
Exons: 1
Coding region: 1-624 (207 amino acids)
Biological process (GO): 'de novo' IMP biosynthetic process
Cellular component (GO): cytoplasm
Molecular function (GO): phosphoribosylglycinamide formyltransferase activity
Source: RefSeq, a predicted model, not a curated record
AUGGUAAAGAAGAUACUUGUUCUAAUUUCAGGCUCAGGCUCAAAUCUUCAAGCUUUAAUCGAUGCAAAGAUACCUGAUUCCGAAAUAAUCGCUGUUAUAUCUUCAAGCAAAAAAGCAUAUGGUAUUGAAAGGGCUGAAAAAGUUGGUAUAAAAACUGUUGUGCAUUCUUUAUAUAAGUAUAAUCAUCAUAUACCAAAAGAUGAGCAUCAAAAAAGAGUUGAAGCCCGAAAUAAAUAUGAUAUUGAUUUGGCUAAAAUAAUAAACGAUCUUAACCCAGAUCUCGUCGUGUGUGCCGGAUGGCUUCUAGUUUUGGGAAAAGAUUUUUUAAAGGAUCUUCAUAACAUACCGAUUAUUAAUUUGCAUCCAGCUUUACCGGGCCAAUUUGAUGGUACCACUCAUGCCAUUGAAAUGGCAUGGAAUAAAUGCCAGGAAACAAAAAAGCCAUUGAUUGCAGGUUGUAUGGUUCAUUAUGUGGUCGAAGAAGUUGACAAGGGCAAGCCUAUAGUUAUUAGAGAACUGGAGAUUAAUCCGGGAACAGAAUCAUUAGAUGAUUAUGAAACUAGAGUGCAUAGUGCAGAACAUGAGAUUAUUGUUGAAGCUACCAGGAAGGUGUUAGGUUUGUAG